AUGGCGGGCAGUGACAAAGGGAAGAAAGAUAAUGAGCCUUCGGCCCAUGUAUCUGGACAAGCCAACGAGCCUCUUUCUGGUCUCCCUCACACUUUGACAGCCGACCAACUCGCAUCCGAGAUAGGAGCAGAUCUCCUCGACGGACUGCGGGAAACCGAAGCCAAAUCUCGUCUUGAGAAAUACGGCCCCAAUGAGCUGGACGAUGGCCCAGGUGUCAACCCGGCCAAAAUCCUGCUUCGCCAGGUUGCAAACGCAAUGACUCUAGUGUUGAUUCUGGCCAUGGCUGUCAGUUUCGGAAUCGGCUCUUUCAUUGAAGGUGGUGUUAUCACUGCCGUCAUUGUCUUGAACAUCACAGUCGGCUUCUUUCAGGAGUACAGCGCUGAGAAGACUAUGGAUUCUCUCCGCUCUCUGAGCUCUCCUACUGCCAAUGCUAUCCGUGAAGGCAAGAAUGUGGUUGUACCUACGGCACAACUUGUCUUUGGUGAUCUGGUUGAGGUCAAGGUGGGUGAUACAGUUCCCGCAGACAUCAGACUCGUCGAAGCCAUGAACUUUGAGACUGAUGAGGCACUUCUUACUGGUGAAUCUCUCCCCGUUGCAAAAGAAGCAGCUGCCACUUUCGAUGAAGAUACUGGACCUGGCGAUCGCCUCAACGUCAUCUACAGCUCUUCUACUGUCACUAAGGGCCGCGGUCGUGGUAUCGUCUUCGCAACUGGUAUGACCACAGAGAUUGGAUCCAUUGCAGCAGCUCUUCGUGGAGGAAAUUCUAAGCGAAGACAAGUUAAGCGCAAACCAGACGGGACUGCAAAGCCACAUCGUUACGUUCAGGCAUGGGCCCUUACAUCUACGGAUUUUGUUGGACGAUUUCUCGGUGUGAACGUUGGGACUCCACUUCAGAGAAAACUAUCGAAGCUCGCUCUAUUACUCCUUGGAAUCGCCGUUGUUUGUGCCCUGAUUGUAUUGGGAGCUAACAAGUUCUCCAACAAUACCGAGGUUAUCAUUUAUGCUGUUGCAACUGGGCUUUCCAUGAUCCCCGCUUCGCUUAUUGUGGUGUUGACAAUUACGAUGGCUGCUGGUACGAAGCGUAUGAUCAAGCGAAACGUUGUUGUGAGAAGUCUGGAUUCACUUGAAGCACUUGGUGGUGUCACUGACAUUUGCUCUGACAAGACCGGAACAUUAACUCAAGGUAAAAUGGUGGUCAAGAAAGCCUGGAUCCCCAGCAGAGGCACCUACUCUGUAGGAACUUCCGACAAUCCCAUCGAUCCCACCUUGGGCAACCUAUCUAUCAGCGAAAUCGAGCCAAGAAAGGAGAGUGAAGAUGAAAAGCAGGACCCAGAAGGCGUCGCGUUCGAGGAGCUUCUGAAGGACAACGACGACCUCGAGCAAUUCCUUACUAUCGCAGCCCUUGCCAAUCUCGCAAACGUACACCAGUCUGACGGCGAAUGGAAAGCACGCGGCGACCCGACGGAUAUCGCAAUCCAAGUCUUUGCUGCUCGAUUCAACUGGAACCGCUCUCGCUGGACUUCGGACGCCGAGGAUGCCAUCUGGAAGCAGCGCGCGGAAUACCCAUUCGACUCCACCAUCAAGAAGAUGUCCGUCAUAUUCGAGUCCGAAGACACGUCCAUGGUAUUCACCAAGGGCGCUGUGGAGAGAAUCUUCGAGUCCUGCUCUACCAUCAUUCUUCCCAGCGGCGAGACUGAACUCACAGAAGAGAUUCGAAACCAGAUUCUCGAGAAUAUGGAGGCUCUGGCGAGUCAAGGACUUCGCGUUCUGGCACUGGCCAGUAAGAAACUUCCAGGUCCCAUCGAUGAGCUCAAGGUCCCAGAGCGGAGCACUAUCGAAUGUGAUCUAAUAUUUCGUGGCCUUGUCGGACUUUACGAUCCCCCUCGCCCAGAGACUGCAGGUGCAGUCACUGCCUGCCACGCGUCUGGAAUCGCCGUUCACAUGCUUACUGGUGAUCAUCCAAGUACUGCUCGAGCUAUUGCACUUCAAGUCGGUAUCUUGCCCUCGAACAUGGCAGCUAUCUCUGCCGACAAAGCUGCAGCCAUGGUCAUGACAGCCGGACAAUUCGAUAAGCUUUCUGAAGAGCAGAUCGAUGCUCUGCCACUCUUACCUCUUGUUAUUGCCAGGUGCUCACCUACCACCAAAGUCAACAUGAUCGAAGCACUCCAUCGACGCGGAAAGUUCGCUGCUAUGACAGGUGACGGAGUCAACGAUUCCCCUUCUCUGAAACGUGCAGAUGUCGGUAUUGCCAUGGGUCUCGCAGGCUCAGACGUAGCUAAAGAUGCAUCUGAUAUUGUACUUACUGACGACAAUUUCGCCUCGAUCUUGAACGCCGUUGAAGAAGGUCGCCGAAUGUUCGAUAACAUCCAGAAGUUUAUUCUGCAUUUGUUGGCUGAAAACAUUGCUCAAGCUUGUACCCUACUUAUCGGUCUGGCGUUCAAGGAUGAUAGCCAGCUUUCCGUCUUUCCGCUCGCACCAGUUGAGAUUCUGUGGGUUAUCAUGAUUACAUCCGGUCAGUAACUUUCCGACAAAGAACAUGCUGCAUACAAUUUACUGAUAUCUUCAUAGGAAUGCCCGACAUGGGUCUUGGAUUCGAAGCCCCCGCACCAGACAUCAUGUUACGCCCACCCCACCCAAUGGAAGUCGGAGUUUUCGCCUGGGAAGUCAUGAUCGAUAUGCUCGUCUACGGGCUCUGGAUGGCCGCACUCUGCCUCUCAGCCUUCUCCCUCGUCCUCUUCGGGUUCGGCGACGGCAAUCUCGGAAAUGGCUGCAACGACCACUACUCUGCGGAAUGCGACACCGUCUUCCGGGCCCGGGCUACUACUUUCGUCUGUCUUACUUGGUUUGCUCUCUUCCUUGCGUGGGAGAUGGUUAAUAUGCGUCGCUCGUUUUUCCGCAUGCAGCCUAAGAGCACGAAAUACUUCACUCAGUGGGCUAUUGACGUUUGGAGAAAUAAAUUCCUCUUCUGGGCUGUCAUUGCUGGAUUCGUCACUAUCUUCCCUACUCUCUACAUCCCGGUCAUCAAUCACAAGGUGUUCAAGCACACAGGCAUCACCUGGGAAUGGGGCAUCGUCUUCAUCGAAGCCAUCCUCUUCUUCGCCGGUGUCGAGGCCUGGAAGUGGGCUAAGCGAGUUUAUUUCCGCCGUCAGGAGCUCAAGAGAGGUGGCAAGCAUGAUGAUCUGGAGAAGAAGGCGUUCGCGGCUUACUUUGAUGAGAAAUCUGAUUGACAUGAGUUGCCCAUUGGCUUGGGCUUACUUGUAUCAUGUCUUGUGGAAGGGUUGUUGUGGAUGUCGAUGUGGUGGGACGGAGCGUGUUGGUGUGGAGUCGUUUCGCAAUAUGGACAACGACUGAGAGAGAAGCAUGGGAACUUCGAAAGAGGAAACCGCCGUCUUCUUCUCGCAUCGGAGUCCUUUUCGGAAGGGGUUCUUUGGUCGCUCGAGGUCGACAACGAACUGUUUGAAUUCCAAGACUCAGCGCCUGGUGCAGAGACGACUUUUCUUUCUUUCAUUUUCGUUUUUCUACUCAUUUUCUUCCUCGUCAUUUUCCUUUCGAGUCUCGUGAACAUAAAAGUUACAACAGCAGUAGCGGUAGUAGUAGUGGCAUGCUCUCCAGCUCUGUGGAUGCUUCCCUCCUUUGAUAGGGAAACAUCCAUCAAUAACGGAGAGGGAGGUGGAAGUGGAUGUGGGAGGGAGGAGAGAGACUUGCUACUAAUUGAUUUACAGGGCUUUACAGAAAGAUUGAAAACGCAAAUACAAUGGAAUACAUACCAAAUAUUGACUUUGAUACUUGAGUAUGUGAAAACGUGACAUGAUAGUGGCGAUGGGGGGGGGACUCGCUGAGUCUCCAGUACAGUGAGGAU
Messenger RNA from Cadophora gregata, 3859 nucleotides. Its product is annotated as Na+ ATPase. Gene Ontology annotation, biological process: intracellular calcium ion homeostasis; calcium ion transmembrane transport. Bases 1 to 2520 code for a protein of 839 amino acids. Gene Ontology annotation, molecular function: P-type calcium transporter activity; ATP hydrolysis activity; ATP binding. Gene Ontology annotation, cellular component: plasma membrane. The record is from RefSeq and is a predicted model, not a curated record. The transcript is spliced from 4 exons. NCBI's taxonomy places the organism in Eukaryota, Fungi, Ascomycota, Leotiomycetes, Helotiales, Ploettnerulaceae.